Molecule: messenger RNA, 1707 nt
Organism: Psilocybe cubensis
Lineage: Eukaryota; Fungi; Basidiomycota; Agaricomycetes; Agaricales; Agrocybaceae
Exons: 7
Coding region: 1-1707 (568 amino acids)
Cellular component (GO): plasma membrane
Molecular function (GO): calcium-activated cation channel activity
Source: RefSeq, a predicted model, not a curated record
AUGCAGCUGCCAUACCCUGUUACCUCAACUCGCAUAGGCAAACAUGUCGGGGAGCUUCCACGUUUAAUAGAACAGCAUGACGAAGCGGUAAUUCAGUUGGAAGAAGUCGUUGCAAAGUAUACCAAUGGAGGAAAACCGUCCAGUCACAGACCAACCAUCAUCAUUGGAGGAUUUUGCGGUCUUGGAGGGACUCGCGUGGAUGCUAUCAAAUACUAUACGUCGAAGGUACGCCGUGCGGAAGGUGCGGUCCAACAGUACCGCGCACAGCUUGAUCCAAAACGCACAGAGAAUUAUGGGUUCGCCACAAUAGCCACCAUUCCUCUGGCUCAUGCUGCUGCUCGAGAACUAAAAGGAGAACACCCUAAGGGUUUAACAUUCAAACUCGCUCCCAACCCCAGAGACAUCAUCUGGAGCAAUAUAGGUCUUUCAAAACCAAGCAAACAGUUUAGACGAACCACAGGCUUCCUGUUGAUGAUGUUUUUCAGUGCCUUGAGCCUUUUCCCCCUAUUUCCAAUCGCUUCUCUAGCAAAUCUUGACGCUGUGAGUCUUGCUGCUUCGGGUUAUAUACCUUUCCUUCGGACCUGGUCACACAGUUCUCCCAUCUCCUACGCAUUGGUCUCUGGACUUGCCCCGCCUAUCAUUGCAGCUUUUUUCAAUUAUUUUUUACCACGGCUCAUGCGUUGGUUGUCGAAAUACAUGGGUGCACCUACUCAUACAAACCUCGCUAGAAUUGUUAUUGCAAGAUACUUUGCAUUCCUAAUUGUCAGCCAAUUGAUUAUUUUUACCAUUCUUGGGGUGAUUUUCCACUCCGCACUGGAAAUUGUGGAAGCUGUACAGAGACAAGGCGCUAAUUUCAAAACCAUUAUUGAAAACCUUGACACCAUUGGUCUCCAAAAUCAAUUCAAAUCUUUGCAACUCGUCGCGUCAAUCCCCCCUCUCGUAAUUCUCCUUCUGUUCAAAUUCUACCUGAAUAGGAAGUUUGCCAACAACUUCCAGUAUCACUUACCAGAACAUCAAGAAUUCUCAAGAGCCGUCGCUCGUUCCCAGCAGUCUAGCACUAGUUAUAAUCUUGAAGAUCGAUACUGCCAUCCAGCUCUAAAAGCCGUACUUUUUACACCAAUGAUUCAUUCACAUGCGUUACCAAUUCUACGCCGACAUUACGAAGGCAAAGGCAACGAAAACGAAAAAAUCUUAACCCGAGGAGUCAGCAAGAAAUCCCAGAACGUCAAGAUCAAAGGUGUUAAUAACGAUCCGAUAGUAGAUGGAGUAGUCUUCAAUGUUGUUCCUAAAUAUUCCCUUGAAUACGACCCUGAACAAUACAAACAUGAUGAAGACAACGCUUACUACGACUAUGAUCACGGUGCGGUGCCCUCGGGUUCUCGUAGUGCUUUAGAAUUGCGGCAACCAUCAUCCAGACACGGAAAUGAAACCUCUUCGAGGGGGGUUCGAUUGUACGACCCUGGUCUAACUGUGAGACCAAUUGGGAUGCUGAGUGGUGAUCACCAUGAAUCGACAAAUAGAAUGUACGAUAUACAAGCUAUGAACUUGUCACCUGCCCUAUCUUAUCAACCAUCCGAUGUCCCAAGUCACGACGUCCAACCUUCGACAUACCAACAAAGACACCGUACCAGAAGAAACGAUGAGUUUACUCAUGAUGGCAUAUCGCCCGGCGAUAAAUCUCUUCCGCCUGUGCCGCCGGGGUCAUAG